AUGGUGGAGAAGCGUCGGAGUCCGGCGGGCGACUCGCCGCCCGAGGCGCAGCGCCGCAAGAAGCUCAGCACGCGGCCCGACGACGAUGCGCAGCCCAUGGAUGUCGAGGCUGCACCGUCCUCCGCCUCCGCGCUGCUGUUCCGCGAGAGCUUCGCCGUGCUGGAGCUGAACAGCGAGCGAGUCGCGUCUGCGCCUCUGACGGACGCGCGCGGCGGCUCGUGGCGCGUGCUGUGGCAGCCGCGCAGCCCCGCGGACGCCACCCACGUCGGCGUGUUCGUGGAGCUCGUGGCGGGCGACGCGCGGCCCGCAGAGGUGAGCAUCACGCUGCUCAGCCACGGGGAAGGCCCUCACGUGGUCAAGACCACGAGCGUGCACGCGUUCUCCCGGGAGGACGCGGAGUUCGGCAUGAGCCAGUUCGUCCUGCGCAGCGACCUGCUGAACCCGAGCAACAAGUUCCUCACGGUCGAGGGCAAGGCGCAGAUCGAGGUGAGACUCACCUUCGUGGACGACACGACGCAGCACCUGCUGUCGUACGACUCCAAGGAGGAGACCGGCAUGGUCGGGCUCAAGAACCAGGGGGCCACGUGCUACCUGAACUCGCUGCUGCAGACGCUGUUCCACCUGCGCGCGUUCCGACAGGUGGUGUACGAGACCCCCACGACGCAGGAGGACACGAACGACUCGGUGUCGCUCGCACUGCAGCGCGUUUUCUACAGGCUGCAGAGGCAGCGCAAGGCCGUGUCUACGAAGGAGCUCACGCGCUCGUUCGGCUGGAGCCAGAUCGACUCGUUCAUGCAGCACGACGUUCAGGAGCUGUACCGGAUCUUGUGCGAUCGAUUGGAGGAGAAGAUGAAACACACCAGGGUGGACGCGGCCAUCCCCAAGCUGUUCGAGGGCAAAGUGCGCUCGUUUGUGCAGUGCGUGAACGUGGACUUCCAGUCGUUCCGGGACGAGAGCUUCUACGACCUGCAGCUGGAUGUGAAAGGGUGCAAGGACUUGAUGCAGUCCUUCCGCAAGUACGUAGAGGUGGAGAUGCUGGAUGGAGACAAUCAGUACGAAGCGGAAGGCCACGGGAAGCAGGAUGCCAAGAAGGGCAUUAAGUUUCUCACCUUCCCGCCCGUGCUUAAUAUUCAGCUGAAGCGCUUUGAGUACGAGCCGUUGCGUGAUGGCAUGGUGAAGAUUCACGACCGCUUUGAAUUCCCGAAAACGCUCGUCUUGGACGAGUUCAUCUCGACUAAUGAGGAGGAGGAGAACAAAACUGCAGGCGACAAGGAGAAGCCCUCACGAUAUACUUAUCACCUGCACAGCGUGUUGGUGCAUAGUGGCGAUGUACACGGAGGACACUAUUAUGUAUUUAUUCGGCCCGGCAAGCACAUUGCUACAAGUACGGACUGGUUCAGGUUUGACGAUGACCAAAUUACGCGCGUAGAUGAGCAGGUAGCAAUCGAGGGCAAUUUUGGAUCGGCAGGGACUCCUGUAACCCCGCUAGGCACGGAGCCGACGUCGCCACUGUACUCAUCGGCAUUAUUCAAUUCGCCGGAACACGCCGGAGCGGAGAGUAACGAGCCGAAUGGCAUGGACAGUCUCGAGUUUAGAUCGGUGGAUGCAGGUGGAGCUCCAGACGCGGAGAGUAGCCACACAGUAGAGGAAGUGUAUGACUACACACGCACCAACGGCGAUAGUAGUUCUGGACCGACGAACAGUUUGAUGCUGCCUCUUGGCAGGAACUUCUCGAGCGCGUAUAUGCUGGUGUACGUUCGUGACGGUGAGAACGAUAUCAGUGCUAUCCGAGAGGAGGCUGCGAGCAUGAAUGCCGAAAGCGAGCUUCCUUCUUGGCAACGAGACCCGCCUCUGAUCCCGGAUGAACUGGUUACUCGAUUCCACGAAGAGGAGAAGGCAGCUGCGCGUCGCAAGAAAGCCCAGCAAACAGAGCACUUGUACAUGAACUUUCGCAUCGCUUCAGAUGCGAGCGUCGCCAAGCUGAAGCGGGUCACGAAGACGAUGGAUUUCUCUAGUUUCAAUAACGCCAAUACCUUUCGCGUGCGCAUCAAGCGUGCGGCAUCCAUCCGCCAACUCUGUCGUCGCAUCUACAAAGAGACUGGGGUGCCCAUGUCACGCCAGCGCCUGUGGAAAGUUAUCGUGCGUGAAAACCGUACGACUCGCCCCGACCUGCCGGUGGACCCUGACGGAUAUGGCUGCCGCGUGGACUCGUUGAUCGAGGAUGACGCAUCGCCCAAAACGCCUGUAAAGUUGUUCCUUCAGAUUUUAAACGACCCGCCAGAAUCUUCAUCACAGCCGGCAGCGUCACCUCCGACGUCGCCAUCGUCUCCAUCAACACAUCCGCACAGGGUAAGAAAAACCGGCAAGGGACCUGCAGCUACAAUCCACAGGCAUUUUUGGGACGAGUUCACACCCCCGGAGAUCGAGGAGGGCGAGUCGGAGCCCAAGCCUAGCCAGGAAAUGGGCGAUGAGAACGAGGACGCUGCUGCUGUGUACACCGAGGCCAGUGACAGCACGACAUUGGACCAUGCGCCUCCCGUCCGCAGCCACAACAUCUUGUUAUUCAUCAAGUUUUACGAUCUAAAGCGAAAGCUUGGAGACCGGUUGGAGUAUGUGGGUAAUAUUGUGGUGGAUUCACGGAUUACAGGAUCAGAGCUGGCUCAGUACCUGCACGAGGCUCUAUCGAUCCCCUUUACGACCGAUUUGCGCCUCUACGAGGAGAUCCAACCUACGACUGUGUCCGCAAUCGGUAUGGAGACAUCGCUCCAUUCGGCGGAGAUUCAAAACGGUGACAUUAUUUGCUACCAGUACGCCGAGGACCAGGAGAUGGCGAGCGGAAUUGUGAUCGGCACAGAUCUGGGCAUCGAAGAUGACCCCGAUACCAUUGAAACGACGUAUAUUGGACCUAAUGGUGAAGAACAGAUAGUGGAGAGGUAUCCCGAUGUGGCGUCUUACUUCCGGUACUUGCUGGAUCGUGUGGAGGUGACAUUCCAUCGGUAUGGGCACUCCGAGGAAGAGUCUUUCACGCUCCCGCUCCUGCUCAGUAAUGUGUACGACGAGGUGAUCGACGCAGUGGCAGCGCACCUGGGUCUUGUCGGACCGAAGCGGUUAUUUGUGCGACUGUACCAGCACUCGCCGAUCAAUGGCAUGCCGUUGAAGACACCGCUGCGUCACUCGCGCUACGCUGGAGAUGACCAAACUACGCUGGAAGAGUUCCUGACCGAGUACCUGGAGCGCACCAACACCCUGCACUACGAGCUGCUGGAUCACGCGAUCACGGAGAUCGAGGCGAAGAAGGAGCUGCUUGUCCAUCUGAGCAUCUACGAUGCGUGCUUCGCCACUGAGCAGGCAGCGUCGCCGUCCCCGACUGCUCAGCAGCGCAACGUUGAGGUGCUCGUGAUGCCCACGCACAAGGUCUGCAACUUGCUGAAGCUUAUUCGCGAUGGUUUUGGGCUCCCGGAGGACACGCCGCUGCGCGCGUGCGAGGUUGUGCAGCAGGGAACGAUGAUCAAGCGUGUGUUGGAUGAGGAUACGUCGCUGUCGCGCUAUUGGGGAAAUAACGCCUCGUCAGACCCCAAUACGCCCGAGAUCAUGGUGGAGCAGAUCCCGUCCUACGAACUGAUCAGCGACGAUCUCGCUCAGCCAGAUGAGGAUGAAGCCAUGUCGGACGACGAAGCUCGCCCCGAGUGGUUCUACAAGGGCGUGGUACACUUCAACUUCCAGAACAGCUCGCAGAAGUGGAUCCACCCGCAUGGUGUGCCGUGCGUGGUGCGUUUCAGCGAGCGGGACACCGUCGGCGACGUCAAGGAGCGCAUCCGGCAACGCAUGAGCAUCUCGUCCGAGGUGUUCGCGCAGUGGAACUUUGCGUUGGUGAAGGACCUCAAGGCGUCGACGCUGCAGGCCGUGUACGACGACAUGGAGGCCGACGCGCUGGACGCGUUCCCCAUGUCGCAGCUCACGGAGCUCUGCGGCGCCGACUUUGAGGGACUGGGCAACCUGGGGCUGGAGCACGCGGACCCGACGCCGCCGCCGCGCCACCACGCGAACCGGAGGCUCGAUACGGGCAUCCACAUCCGCCAGAGCUAGAGCUGCAGCCAAAUACAGGUCAGCUUUGGAGGUGU
This is a messenger RNA of Phytophthora sojae, 4121 nucleotides long. RefSeq lists its product as hypothetical. The transcript has 6 exons. The record is from RefSeq and is a predicted model, not a curated record. Gene Ontology annotation, molecular function: cysteine-type endopeptidase activity; cysteine-type deubiquitinase activity; protein binding. Gene Ontology annotation, biological process: protein deubiquitination. The coding region runs from base 1 to 4086 and encodes 1361 amino acids. NCBI's taxonomy places the organism in Eukaryota, Oomycota, Peronosporomycetes, Peronosporales, Peronosporaceae. Gene Ontology annotation, cellular component: nucleus; cytosol.